GCUAUACAUGUAGAUGGGGAGACUCUCGAGGUGGUGGGCUUGGAGCCAGCUACGUGGUAUGAAAUUCGCAUCUUGGCACAGUCUCCAGCUGGCGAAACGCCUGCCCUUUAUCGAGCUGCUACAAGGUCACUUGCGGGAGAUCAGAUAGGCGAACCAAUAGACUUGCCGGUGGAAGCACGUCUAAGCGACGUAGAGGAUGAAAUAGAAGUUCGGAGUAGUGGAUGGGGGCGGACGGGGUUGUUUAGCGCACUAGGGGGUGGUGCGUUAGCCUUGCUUCUCGCAGCGACAAUACUCUUGGCGUCGUUACGGCGAACGAGUGGUCCAACGCCGCCCCCGACAUUGCACAAUGGAAAGUCCAUAGAUCCACCUUUAGAUGACUGUGACGAAAUAAGCCCAUACGCAACGUUUAGUAUGUCGGGAAGUGACUCGGCGCGCGGGGCGAGCGCAGCGCGUGCGUGUUCUUUACACGUUCGUUCGCUUCCACGCUCGCCACUCGCGCUAGCAGCGCCACCAAUGCGUCAUCAUUUACUUGCUCAACCUAAUGAGUACGGCACAUGCGGUAGCGUACGCGACACAGACAGUGAGUCAAGUGGUUCACCAUGCGCCGCGUGCGCCGCUGAGCUCUACCGUCUGCCCGCUGCGCACCUUUCAGAUACACUCCCAGCGGGUGCAACUACGGCUGCCGAAUCCAGCACAGAGGAUGGCUCGUAUAGCUCCCGUCACUUGCGUCCUCGAGAUAUACGAGACACAAAUUCUCGUGACACCCGAGAUACGCGUGACUUGAGGGACGGGCGUGACACGCAACAGAGACGUGCACGUAGAAUAGCGCGUUCACAGCAACCGACCAUAAGGUAUGCGGGAGCCGUCGCAAAUUGUGCACCGGAGAGGAACUGUACAUAAUAUUAUUAUGUUUGGGAACUUGUUUUUUAUUGACCG
Pieris brassicae (large cabbage white) is the source of this 936-nucleotide messenger RNA. RefSeq lists its product as uncharacterized. Bases 412 to 900 code for a protein of 162 amino acids. The record is from RefSeq and is a predicted model, not a curated record. NCBI's taxonomy places the organism in Eukaryota, Metazoa, Arthropoda, Insecta, Lepidoptera, Pieridae. The transcript has 7 exons.